Molecule: messenger RNA, 14063 nt
Organism: Pelobates cultripes (western spadefoot toad)
Lineage: Eukaryota; Metazoa; Chordata; Amphibia; Anura; Pelobatidae
Source: the annotation of a GenBank genome assembly
GCGGUGGACGAGGACGCGCUGUCACCGGAACUGAAGUGACCGGAGCGCUGCUGUCGGGGAAGGAGUUGUGCGCCGCACCGGAAGUGGAGCCGGAAGUGCUGUUGUUUUGGGUUGAGGAGCUCAGGAUGUUCGCUGGUUUACCGGAGCUCGGUGUCGCCAACGGAGAGGAUCUCAAGGAGACUCUGGCCAACUGCACCGAACCCCUGAAAGCCAUAGAACAGUUCCAGGUCCGGGACUCCAUAAUCAACCCCUUCCCAGCCAGCAGGGAGACCUAGCAACCCCCCCACCUCUUCCCCAUCACAGACACCUAUAACCUCCCCCACAACCUCCCUGACACAGACACCUAUAACCUCCCCCGCCCUGACACAGACACCUAUAACCUCCCCCGCCCUGACACAGACACCUAUAACCUCCACCGCCCUGACACAGACACAGGGUCUAAAUUUUCUCCCACACCUCAGCACAGAGACCUAGACCUCCCCACCCCUCCCUGACACAGAGACCUAGAACCUCCCCCACCCCUCCUGACACAGAGACCUAGAACCUCCCCCACAGCCUCCUGACACUGAGACCUAGAACCCACCUCUUCCAUGCCAGCAUGGAGACCUAGAACCUUCCCCACCCCCUCCCUGUCAGAGACCUGGAUCCUCCUCUACCCCCUCCCUGUCACAUAGACCUAGAACCAGUCCCCCUUCCCUGCCACAGAGAGACCUGGAGCCCUCCCAUCUACCCCCUGCCACAGAGACUGAAAACCCUCCCUGUCACAGAGACAUAGAGCACAUCCCAACCCCAUACCUGUAAAAAAGAAACCUGGAACCGUCCCAUCUCCCCCCUGCCACAGAGAUCUAGAACUCUCCCAGCCACAUAGACCUAAAACCCUCCCAGCCACAGAGACCUGGAACCAUCUCAAGCCUCUCCAUUUCACAGAGACCUGGAACCCUCCCACCUCACUGCCACAAAUACAUAGAACCUUACCAUUCCCUGGCACAGAAACCUAACCCCUUCUCGCCUGCCACAGAGACAUACACCACCCGUUCCCUGCCAAGCGGACCUCAGGGGUGUGGAAAUUAAAAAAAAUAAAAUAAAAGUAUACUUGUCCAAGGGAUUAAAGUAGUAGCCUAAACUACUUGUUUCUCAUGACAAGCUACUUGUCCUGACCCACAACAUAGUUUCAAUUAGAAAGGUUGAGGCUGUGGGGUAUGUGUGCGUGCAUGCUGUCUCUGUGUGAUGGUGCUUUCAUUUGCCCUACCUACUCACCUCUCAGGGAGCAGGGAGGGGGUUUAUAAACCCAGAUGGUCCAGAAGGGGUCAAAAGGGACUGGUUGAUCUAUGGUUUCUGGAGAUUUUGGCCACUGUCUUGUCUUAUGAGGUUAAACUGUUUAUAAAUGGUUUAACCCCCAAAGUCCUGGCCCCUCUGCCUCCUCCUUUCAGUGGGUGCUGGUCAGCUGAUACUCUCAACUUAUAACUGGUCUCCGAUUGAGAGGAAUGCUUGAGAAAAGUCUGUACCUUCUUAAAGCAUUUCUCUUUAGCAGUCUAUCCCAUCUUACCUCACAUAAUUUGUAACAGCGACAUUUAAUGCCGUUUCAUCUUCUUACUCUACAGCUACCUCACUCCACUCAUUAAUUCUAGACACAAAAUUUACAUCUGAAGAACUUGGCUUGUAUAUUAAUUUUUGCUUUACCUCUUAUCUCUGUUGACUUUCUUAGUUUAGGUUAAUUUUGUAGACCUGUGCAGUACCUUUUUAAUAGUAAAGAUAAUAAUUGCUAUUAUUUUUUUUUAACAGAUUGAAAAUGGAGUACUGCUACCCUCUCUGCAAUCAGCUCUGCCAUUCCUGGAUUUGCACAGUAUCCCACGUCUGGAGUUCCAUCAGACUGUAUUUGAUGAGCUGAGGGAGAAACUCCUGGAGAGAGUCUCAGUCAUUGCGUCCGAAGGAAAGAAUGAGGAGAGGUACUGCAGGGGUUAAUUUCAUUAACUUGCCAUUCCUGGCACAGCAUGUAAACCGAAAAAAUAAAAACUAGUGAGAUUUAUUUUUAAUGAAACCGAUAAAAACAAAGAAAAAUGCUUUUAGUUACCUGUAAGACUAUGUAAAAUCCUGUAAAGAAGACUUCCUCUUUAAAUGACAUUGGACUUUUUGUUGUGAUGUUUUCAGAGUGAUAUUCUAUAUUUGGCUCUGGUGUGUUUUCUCUAUAGGUACAAGAAGUUAGAGGAUCUUUUGGAAAAGUGUUUUGUUUUGGUAAAGAUGCCCUCUAUACAGCCAGUAGUCAUGUGUGUUAUGAAGCACCUGCCAAAGGUAGGUUGGUCCCCUCCCCUUACUGGUCAGUAAUCUGUUACAAAGGGACAAUCCAAUGUGGACUUACCUCAAAUUUAAAGCAAGUAUUUUUUUUAUUUAUUUUUUUAAUCAUUAAGUCACAUCAUCUGCUGCAAGUUUCCCUCAAUUCUGCAAAGUGAGAAGCUUUGGAAAGUGACAGAAUUGUGUGCGCAUGCUCAAUCAAGCCCUUCAUGGCUUACCUUUUUUUUGUUUAAAAAUAAAUGUGUAUUAAAUCACUUUCACAAGCGGCCUGCACGUGUUUGCAUGGUGUUUCCCUUUAGCUAUAUGUAGGAAUGCUCACUGAAAACAAUACAAAUCCCAGUUUGAUUCUUUUAGAUGUACACAGCUGCAGGUGAUGGCAAAUUGUUUGUGAAAACAUAGUUUGGAAACUGGUGUUAAGAUGAUUAUCAAAGGUUAAUAUAAUACCCUUCUUUGUACCAGAAAAAAAGUUUAUUAUUUAUUGUUAAGACCACAACAAAGAGCUUUAUUGAUCCUUGCCUAACAGACAGCCCAAAAAGAAGAAUGGAAAAUGAAGUCCAAGUUCAAUAUUCAUUUCUUUUAUAUGCAUGAUAUUAAUUAAAAUGCCAUGAAAUGUAUGUACAUGGAGUUAAGUGCUUUAUUUUCCUGUCAUUGUGUCGUGAUUAUCGGAAUGAGAGGACUAAAGGAGCAUUUCAGCAUGUCGUUUUUUUGACACUUUUUAUAAAAAUGAAAUGGAUCAUUUUUAAAGCUGGGGGCAGAAACCCCUUCACGCAGAGCACAGGCUGCCAGGGAGGUUUGGCUCUCUUUUCUCAGAGCUGUACUGUCUUUUAUUGAGAAUUAUUGGAAACCUUGUGCGUGCAAUCGGCUCCUGCUCAGAGGCUUCUCAAUGAUGUAUUCCCAGGAAUAGACUAAAAGUCUGUCUCGGAUACAGGAAAGGCCUAACAAAGUCUGCAACAAGAUUUUUUAUUUAUUUUUUUUCUCUCUAUAUACUUCCAAAUAAAACAUGCAGACAUAAAUACAAGCAUGUUUUCUUUGGGGAAGAUCUACUAAAUAAAUAAACAUUAAACAAGGAGUGUUCUUUUAAGGCCUUUGAUGACUGUAGAUAGCUAGCGAAGAUGUGUUCAGACAGUUAUUGAACUGAUCAAUCUGUGUAUUUCAGGUACCUGAGAAGAAGUUGAAGCUGGUUAUGGCAGAUAAAGAACUGUACAAGGCUUGUGCCGUGGAAGUAAAGAGGCAGAUUUGGCAGGAUAAUCAAGCACUUUUUGGGGACGAAGUUUCUCCUUUGCUAAAACAGUAUAUUUUGGAGAAAGAGACUGUUCUACUCAGCAAUGACCUUUCUGUACAUCACAACUUCUUCAGCCCCUCCCCCAAAGCUAGACGUCAGGGCGAGGUAGGACUCCUUAUUUUUUUAGUAAUUUUAAAGUUUUUGGGGGGAUAUUGAACAUUAGAUUUUAGUGUAAACUGAUAAGAAAAUUACAUAAACCUGUGCAAGUAUAAUAUAAAUGUAAGUGAGUUGUUUUUUGUUUGUUUGUUUUUUUCAUUGUAUAGUCCAAGGGGAAAAAAAUAAGGUUGAUAAAAUCAAAUGUGUUUUGAUUUUGUGCAUGAGAGCUCUAUUAUGGAAACUCCAGUAACCCAUUAUGGUUCAAGGAUAGUUUAUCUGAUUCUGUUCAUAAAACUGUCCAAGUGAAUGGGCCGUACUUUGAUGUAUACUAACCAUUUGAUAUUGCAGAACCCUAGAUAGAUUUCAAGGUUAGUAAUUCUAGGAUCCUUCAAGUAAUAACCCCAGGGAGCCAUGUCUACCAUAUAAUGCAGUGACUGUCUUGUCUUUUGUUCUUUGUUGAUAUGACAACAUAUUACACCAAAAUGAUUGGGGAUUUCUCUCUCUCUCUCUCUUUCUCAGGUGGUACAAAAGUUGACCCAGAUGAUUGGGAAGAAUGUUAAGCUCUAUGAUAUGGUCCUGCAGUUUCUACGGACGCUCUUCCUUAGGACACGCAAUGUACAUUAUUGUACUCUUAGAGCCGAGCUGCUCAUGUCCCUUCACGAUCUGGACAUUAGUGAGAUAUGCUCUGUGGAUCCCUGCCACAAGGUAGGUGUCUAAGCUUUCUGAUAGGUACACAGAUUGAAUCUGUUAUGCUGGUGACAUUGUUAGAACUUAUAGAAAAAAGAUAUAUACAACUGAAGCUUUCUUUCAUCUCCUUAAAUAUGGCUGCUAUAAUAAAGGCAAUAACAUGCAAAUACCUGUGUGGUUUCCCACAAUGCAUUGUGACCAGCUGUUUCCCAUAAUCUGUUAAUACUCUUCUCAAACUGUGAAAUUGUAGCACAGUAGUAUAUGCAAUAAAAUGUGGGAGGGAGGAGUACAGAUAUUGAGAUUCUGUAUGUGAGUAUUAAUGGGGAAUUAUUUGUAUUUGGGCAGUGAGUGAACUAUUUAGCAGAACUACUUUAUGAUACUCAUUUCUACUAUAUUGGUGGUAAACUUUGUGACUAACUUUUUAUAUACAGCCAUGUAUGGUUGAAAAAUGAGAACUAAUAUCUAUUUUCACCACUAGAGGUCACCGUUGAUACAAAGUAUCUAAAUCCAUUUUACUGUUGUAAGUAUUAUUGAGGGCUAACAUCUCUACUUUCUCCACUAAUCUAAAUAAAUCUGUCUUUGGCAAUAUAAAUGGCAAUAAUAAUUAUAACAAAAUGUCUCAGUUUAUUACUGUAAUGUAAGCUAGCAUAAACCACUAGGUGCUCUUCAAUGGUACUUUUAUAUUAUUUUAGGUGAUUUACUGUCUCUUUAAGUAGGUUAGAGAUUUAUUCGCUCACUAGUUGGUCUGUAUGGAGUGUGGUCUAAUUUUAAUGGUACAUACCAUUCGCUCACAAAGACACUGGUUUUAAAAGCAUUCUGACUGCAAUAAAGUCGUUAGUGUUUUUUUUUUUGUUUUUUUUUUUUGUUUGUUUGUUUUUUCCUUUGUGACUUAUUUUUCUUUAGAAGUGUGUCCCCUGAUUAGUCCAACUUCAGGCUGAGGGGAUUGUGCCUCUGUUUACCAUAAUGUAUAGUGCCCAGCUGCAAGAAGGGCAUUGUAAAUAAUAAAACCAUUAUUUUUUAAGAGAAUUUCUGAACUGCAUAGGCAAUGUAUGUAAUAAUUUGGUUGAAUCAGUAAAUCCUAAAAUGUUUCAUUGCCCAGUUAAAUAAAGUGCGCUUGUACAACUUGAAUGCAUUCCCAAUGGUACAUGGCUGUGUCAUAUAAAUACACAGAUCAAAAGACUUUAACUAACCCUGGACAUGAUGGUUAUGAAUAAAAAGUCCUGCAUGUAUUGUAUAAUUUCACGGGAUUUCCACUGUUAUUAAACUCAUGGUAUCUGUAAAGGGACAGCGCUGACUGAGGAUGAUGGAAGCUGUAAUUUGUCUACCUGUAGUCAAGCAGAACAUAAUAAAUCUGUCCACGGCUGUGAAUAUGAAGAUUCCCGGUUACCACACAUAAGAGCUAGAAGCAGGGUUUCUUUUUAUAGAAAUAAGCCGGACAUUUUCUGUAAUGUGCUUUUUACCUUGCGCAGUUUACGUGGUGUCUGGAUGCCUGUAUCAGAGAGAAAUUUGUUGAUGCCAAGAGGGCGCGGGAACUGCAGGGCUUCCUAGACGGAGUGAAGAAGGGACAGGAGCAGGUUCUUGGGUAAGAGUCAUGAAAUUUAUUUAUUAUCCAAACUGAUGCUAAAUUAAAAUGUGAUCUAAGCCUGUUCCCAACCACUCUUCUCUGCCACAGAGAUUUGUCCAUGAUCCUUUGUGACCCAUUUGCUAUCAACACCUUAGCACUAAGUAGCAUCCGAAAUCUUCAGGAGCUCAUCAGCCAGGAGUCCUUACCACGGGUAUGUGCAAGUGAUAUCUUUACUGUUUAGCUAAAAGUACCGUCUGGUUUAUUUGAACAAGAAUUCAAGAGUCAGCAGUAAUAUUUUCUCAACCAACUUAUUAUGCUGCCGUAAAGUCUUUGUAUAAAUUAACCAUUUAUCUUAUUGAACAAUAACCACUUUGCUCUAUAGGACAGUCAAGAACUGCUGCUUCUACUGAGGAUGCUAACUCUGGGGCAUGGAGCCUGGGACAUGAUUGACAGCCAGGUCUUCAGGGAACCAAAACUGGUAAGGACCUAUUGUCACAAACAUGACAAUAGUCAGGAAUUUUACAUUCAGCCAAAGUGGCAGAUCUGACAACAUAGCUUACUUGGAGAAUUUUUCCAGUUUGGUUACUUUGGGCAAACCUUUUUAAUUCUGUCUAUUCACUCUUUAGAGAAGAGUCUUACGUAGCUUAUGCAAUUUAUUAUUUAUGGUAGGCAAUAUUCAUUUAAAUAAAACGAGACCCCACAAUAACCACACACAACGUUUCAUUACUUUUCAAUGGGCUUGGCCGUGGUGUUUAUUCAAAGCCCAAGAGGCUUACAACCAUAACUUUGUAACCAUGACCAUAUAACAUAUGGUUCACCAACUUUCAAAACAUUUAACUUUAUUAACCACCAAAUUCCCAUUCAGUCAUCACUAACCUGAUCGCGUUUUACUUAAAACUUUCAGCUUUAUUAACCACCAAAUAGCCAGUCCGUCAUAAUCAACCUUAACAGCCUUUUAUUUGAAACCAUUUACCACAACAUCCUUACUCAGAACUUGACCCAAUGCUUCAUAACACCACGACAAUACAAUUAAAUAUAAGUAAAGGGGGGAGGGGUCCGUCCACACCGUUCCUGCUUCAGUCCACUCUGACAGGAUUAAAUUUGUGCUGCUUCUUUUAUACUGUCCCAGUUUCCUGCUCUUUUUUUCUGCUUGCGACCUUCAACCAAUCCCAUGCCAGCUCCAGCCCCCUAGAAACAGCUGUUUAGCAAAAUUGAUCAAAGGAACCGCACUCACUCCCAGCGGCCACAGGUGCUCCGGAACAGGACCAGCAAUCCCAACACGUUAAGGCAGCAAGAAAGAUUCCCAGGCAUUUAAAGUGAGAAAGUCGCAGGCAGAUUUAUUGAAACAAAAAAGACCUCUUGGUAGGUCGAAACGUUGCUGUCUGUUUUGUUUCAAUAAAUCUGCCUGCGACUUUCACACUUUGAGUGCCUGGGAAUCUUUCUUGCUCCCAGAAACAUCUGUCAUCACUAUAAUCUGUUUUAUAUGUACGGUGGCAAUGAAGGCGUUAAUAUGUAUUGUCUGGGAUUUGAAUGUGAGGAAUUUUACAUCUUGUGUCAGUUGGUCAGUUAGACCGGUAUCUGGGCAGAAUUGAUGACACAGCUGUUUCUGGGGGCUUAUUGAAUUUGUUCUGGUGAAUAGAAUCAUCCCCUUCAGGCUUUUUGCUGUAAGCACUGUCUUAUCAAAGAAAAUGCAGUGUUUACAUUACAGCAUAGGGAUACCUCCACUGGCCACUCCUCAGAUGGCUGCUAGAGGUCCCUCCUGGGGCAGUGCUGCACACUGUGCACUCUGCAUGGAGACACUAAACUUUCCUCAUAGAGGAAAAAUGAGGAGCAUCUCUAUGAGGAGAUGCUGAUUGGCCAGGGCUGUGUUUGGCUUGUGCUGGCUCUGCCCCUGAUCUGCCUCCUUGACAAGCUCAGCCAAUCCAAUGCUUUCCUAUGGGAAAGCAUCGUGAUUGGCUCAGAGAAUCACUUCUGAUGAUGUCAGCCAAGCAGGCAGAUCGGGGGCAGAGUGCAGACUCGAAUACAAGUAAGAUUUUACUAUAUUUAGGGCUGAUUAGAUGGUGGUUUUAACACUAUACAGGGAGUGCAGAAUUAUUAGGCAAGUUGUAUUUUUGAGGAUUAAUUUUAUUAUUGAACAACAACCAUGUUCUCAAUGAAGCCAAAAAACUCAUUAAUAUCAAAGCUGAAUAUUUUUGGAAGUAGUUGUUAGUUUGUUAGUUUUAGCUAUGUUAGGGGGAUAUCUGUGUGUGCAGGUGACUAUUACUGUGCAUAAUUAUUAGGCAACUUAACAAAAAACAAAUAUAUACCCAUUUCAAUUAUUUAUUAUUACCAGUGAAACCAAUAUAACAUCUCAACAUUCACAAAUAUACAUUUCUGACAUUCAAAAACAAAACAAAAACAAAUCAGUGACCAAUAUAGCCACCUUUCUUUGCAAGGACACUCAAAAGCCUGCCAUCCAUGGAUUCUGUCAGUGUUUUGAUCUGUUCACCAUCAACAUUGCGUGCAGCAGCAACCACAGCCUCCCAGACACUGUUCAGAGAGGUGUACUGUUUUCCCUCCUUGUAAAUCUCACAUUUGAUGAUGGACCACAGGUUCUCAAUGGGGUUCAGAUCAGGUGAACAAGGAGGCCAUGUCAUUAGAUUUUCUUCUUUUAUACCCUUUCUUGCCAGCCACGCUGUGGAGUACUUGGAUGCGUGUGAUGGAGCAUUGUCCUGCAUGAAAAUCAUGUUUUUCUUGAAGGAUGCAGACUUCUUCCUGUACCACUGCUUGAAGAAGGUGUCUUCCAGGAACUGGCAGUAGGACUGGGAGUUGAGCUUGACUCCAUCCUCAACCCGAAAAGGCCACACAAGCUCAUCUUUGAUGAUACCAGCCCAAACCAGUACUCCACCUCCACCUUGCUGGCGUCUGAGUCGUACUGGAGCUCUCUGCCCUUUACCAAUCCAGCCACGGGCCCAUCCAUCUGGCCCAUCAAGACUCACUCUCAUUUCAUCAGUCCAUAAAACCUUAGAAAAAUCAGUCUUGAGAUAUUUCUUGGCCCAGUCUUGACGUUUCAGCUUGUGUGUCUUGUUCGGUGGUGGUCGUCUUUCAGCCUUUCUUACCUUGGCCAUGUCUCUGAGUAUUGCACACCUUGUGCUUUUGGGCACUCCAGUGAUGUUGCAGCUCUGAAAUAUGGCCAAACUGGUGGCAAGUGGCAUCGUGGCAGCUGCACGCUUGACUUUUCUCAGUUCAUGGGCGGUUAUUUUGCGCCUUGGUUUUUCCACACGCUUCUUGCGACCCUGUUGACUAUUUUGAAUGAAACUCUUGAUUGUUCGAUGAUCACGCUUCAGAAGCUUUGCAAUUUUAAGAGUGCUGCAUCCCUCUGCAAGAUAUCUCACUAUUUUUGACUUUUCUGAGCCUGUCAAGUCCUUCUUUUGACCCAUUUUGCCAAAGGAAAGGAAGUUGCCUAAUAAUUAUGCACACCUGAUAUAGGGUGUUGAUGUCAUUAGACCACACCCCUUCUCAUUACAGAGAUGCACAUCACCUAAUAUGCUUAAUUGGUAGUAGGCUUUCGAGCCUAUACAGCUUGGAGUAAGACAACAUGCAUAAAGAGGAUGAUGUGGUCAAAAUACUCAUUUGUCUAAUAAUUCUGCACUCCCUGUAGAGUCAGCAAUCCAUGUUUGUGUUUCUGAUCCUUUAGUGUUCCUUUUUAAUUUAUUUUUCUUGCAGCUAUUACUAGAUUUCUAUUUUUAAGUAAAUUUUACACAAUAAUACUGCUCUAAUUUAUUAUUUUUGGAACUCUCCCUUUUACUAAGGAUCCCGAUCUCAUCACUAAAUUCUUGCCCCUGAUGAUGUCAUUAGUAGUGGACGAUUACACAUACAACGUCGAACACAAGCUGCCGACCGAGGAGAAAGUGCCGGUCACUUAUCCAAAUACAAUUUCAGAAAUCUUCACAAAGUGCGUAAGCUGGGGAAUGGAGGGGGGCUGACAAUGUAGAGAUUGCAUUCAAGUGACCAGACACCUGUCUGAGUGGCCCAAGCAAGUCAUUUUGCGAUAUGAACUAUCCUUUUCAUACAGUUCGUUGUUUUUGUUUUUAAGGGGCUCCAGUCUAACAAUAAUAUGCACAGGUCCGAAUGCCUGUUUCUUAGUUUCUGUGUUGGGACAGGAAGUGGGUUCUGUCCUGGUCAGAUUUAUGUUUACAGUAAAAGACUAAUUCUUUUAACCCCCUUCAUUUUGCAUGUAUCUUUGCAACUGAUUGCUGGCAAUGUGUCUGUGUGUCAGGUUCCUCCAGGAGAAUAGAGUUGCUUGUGAAGUUGGUCUCUAUUACAUGCUGCAUAUUACCAAACAGAGGAAUAAGAACUCCGUACUGCGUGUGCUACCAGCUCUCAGUAAGUGAAUGCUUUGUAUAUCCUACCAGUUUUACUUACAGGAAUUAUGUAUUGCUGCAUAUAGCAUCCAUUAAAUAUUGUAAAGCGCUACGGAAUCUGUUGGCGCUAUAUAAAUGGCGAUAAUAAAAAUGUUUACUAACGAGUCACUUACUGUUAACUCAUUUUUGUGUAUAGGGGUUGUUUGUAUUUUAUGUUUCCUUCUUCUUAUUAAACUGCUGACACAAUGACAUGGCAAACAUAAACUUGGUUUAAGGGAUAGCACUGAUAUACAAUGAGAUUUAAGAUCUAUCGAUCGGGCCGGUUAGUAAAAAAGUACAAACAGCGUUUCUAAAACAUCCGUUAAAUGCAGCACUAAAAUGUUGCCCUUCCCAAUCUGUGCAAAAGUUCACGAAUAACUCCAAAAUAAAAAUUUGAAUUUGCCCUAUAGUGGAUAACCCUGUAUGCAUUUUUGGGUGUUUUUAUCCAUUUUUUUUUUUUUAAUGAUGGGAAGUAUAAAAAAGAAAUGCUUACCAUAGGGUAAUUCUGUGAGAACAAAAAUAAUGAAAUAUUUAAUCCGUAUAUGCUACCCUCACAUGUUGUAGAGCCAGAAUCCCAAAGUCAGCUUGGUAUAGCACGAUUUAUGUUUUAUUAAGAUUUAAUCAUGUCUAGAAACCACAUAUUGCAAAUAAAACGUAAUGAUGGUGAGAGAUAAGUGAAACUAGCUCCUUUUUACCUUGUGGGUUGUUGAUGCCGGUUGCUUUCUCUUUUUAGAGGAGACUUUCAGUGACACCUCUUUCACAGACAUCUUCUUGCACCUUUUCACCACUUAUCUCACCCUGCUGUCUGAGGAGUUUGGAUCUGAGGAAUUUUGCACCAGUGUCUUUGAUGGUUUCUUUCUAACAACCUUCACAAAGUAAGAUUGGCUUCUAGGUAAUCUACAUCUACUUGUACAAUUGUUACCACAAAGAGACACAUUGAAUUCAGUUCUCUAUGAAAAUCAUUGGAUUGGCCCCUAUGUUCCCCAAUGUUUCUCUAGGAGAAGGAUUGGACAAAAGUCAUUAGAAAUUACUUAAUUGGAGCUGCAGCAACGUUCUGGGCCAGGUCAUUUUUAACAAUUUUUUAACACUAAUGUUAAAGAUAAAUAUAUUUUUAAAGUUGGAGUUUUCCUUUAACUGACUAUAUCAUGGAAAAUGAUGCACAGAUUAUGAUCAGAGGACAAGCAGUAACCGGCACUGAUUUAGGGAUGUUGUAUGCAUGGUCUUAAAGGGGCACUAUAGGCACCCAACCACUUCAGCUCAUUGAAGUGGUCUGGGUGCAAUGUCCCUGUACCCCUUAGUCCUGCAAUGUAAAUCAUUGCAGUUUUUGAGAAACUGCAAUAAUUACAUAGCAGGACUAAGAUCGCUCUGCAUGAGGACAUGGAGCAUCCCUAAAUUUACUGUAGGAAAGUAAUGUUAGGUGGGGGAUGUGCCAAGGACCAGAGGGAAUUAUAGUGUAAGGAAUACAUACAUGUAUUCCUUACACUUUAGACUCCCUUUAAGUGUAAACAUUAAAAACAAAUUAUCUUUAAACUGGAGCCAUAAUGCACCCAGCAAAUGCAUAGCUUUUAAACAUUGUCUGUAUAUGUGUAGGGAUUCAUUGAGAUUUAUUAUUCAUUUAUUUUUAACCUAAAGCUGAAGUCUCACGUUUCCUCUUGAAGUGUCUACAAUUUGGCUAAAAUGUGGGAAGGAGCCAGUGGGUAUGUCCUCUACGAGCCCUUUUUAUUUUUAGUUUGUAGCUCUCUGGCAGCAAAAUGAGAUCUAUACUGAAACCUAGGAAGGCACCUGGACAGCCUGCAAGCAUAUUAAACCUAAAUUAACUUUCUUAGUUUUAAUAUGUAUGCUGAGAUAUGUCCGCUUUUGGCAAAGAAGGAACUAUGGCAAGUUAAAAAAGCAGCAGAAUUAUUGUCCGCAACAAAUAGUUUUAUUGAUUAAAGUAAAGUUGUCAACUCUCAAAAGCUUUUUCAUCUAAUCCUGUCCUCUCUCCACCUAUAGGAAAGAAAAUGUACACAGACAUGUCCUCCGGUUAUUACUUCAUCUGCACCACAAGGUGGCACCAACCAAGCUGGAGGCACUACAGAAAACGCUGGAGCCAUCAAAGACGGUACUUGAAGAGUGCACGUUUCUGAUUUAAUUUAUUUGUUAUUCUGUAUGGAAACUAAUAGUUAUGUCAUUUAUGUAGAGCGGAGAUGCUGUUAAAGAAUUACAUACCCAGCUGAAUGACAAGCUGCAACAGAAAAAACCUAGCCCCCCUCCAGCAGACCCAGAAACGCCGACCAUGGAUCUGUCCUUGCAUGCUGUCACUACUCCUCCCAUUAUUUGAUAAACUCAUGUUGUAAAUCCAAGUGAACAAUCUGAUGUCACACAUUAAGGGACAUUCACGGCCAUCUUAUCUGGUGCUUUCUACUGUUCGUAAAGGAACAUCGCCACCUACUGGCCAUCACACACUGCAACGGCUCAGGUUUUACUGGAAUUGUAGCAACCAUCGAGACUUCUUAGUUUAUUCACAAAGUCCUGACACUUUCCAUGGCGGUGUAUAAAAACUGAGAAUGUCGUGUGCCUCAUUAGUUUUAUUUUGAUUACUGUGUUGUAUGACUUAAAUAGGCAUAAUUAACACCAAUGUUGUCUAAUAAUUUCAUACAAGUAUUUCAUAGAAAUAUUUUUUUAUACAUAUUUUAUUUUUUACUUCUCUGCAAUAAGAACCUGUUUAAUACGGCUGUAGACCUUGUUAUUGACUUGAAGUUAUAACACGAUCAUUCCACAUGGAGGCAAUUUAGGCAUUUGAGAUCAGGCGCGAUCCUGAGAAUAGAUCAUUGUAUUUAAAGGAUACCUGUUAUGGUACAUACAACAUCUGCACUUUUGAGAUAGCAUAACAUUUAAUCUAUACAGUGUGCUAGAAAAUGUAUGGAUUAGGAGAAAAACCUAUCUAGAAAUCGUUCUUUCUCACACUUAUUAGUCAAUUCACAGACUCUAUGGGCAGGUAGACGAGAACACUUAACACAGAGCUGCGGUUGCUAUGGUAAUUCCCUAGCUGAUGCGGAUAGCGUUGGGGUGAGGGAGUAUAGGAACUGAUGUCACUCAGAUCAGAUGGUGGCAUGCGGUUAGCCAAACCUGUCUGCUAGCAUCACAAUAGAGUCUUGCCUUGAUUGGGACGUUUCCAAGCAGGGCACAGAAAGAAGACUGUGGACGUAGCGGCACUGGAGCAGCGGUAAUUUGAGUAUAUCUCAGAACUUUACAUCAUAUACCUCUGUGAUAUGAGGUUUUUAAUGCAUUUGGGACUUAUUUUAAGAAAGAUUCACUUUAAACAUUAAAGGUUUUAGUUACUUGGUAGAUACUAGGCCUGAAUUGGAUUUAUUUAUUUUUUUUGGAUCUAAAAGAAAGUCAGUUGUACUUUUUAAAGCAGAAAAUUCAUAUGCUGCCUGGUGACAUCAGUACCCCCAAAAUCCUGUCUGAUAGCGCACUGUGUGUUCUGACACAAAAUAAUAUCCGUUACAAAGAUGUGGGCUUUUGCCUAGACCCAUGGACAUAGAUGGGGCUAUUUGCUAAAGUCAUUUACACAAACUGGAGGCAAAAAUAGCGAAUCUGGAAAUAUUCUCUAACUUUGCUAUAGUUAGAAUGAGUGUUUAAUAAAUUGCCCUGAGUGUAGUCUCUCCCGUGUCAAAGAAUGUGCUGGUUGUAUGUACUGUGUUUGCUUCCUGUCUGUCUCUAUAAUUUGAGUGUUAUGCAUAUAUAAGCAAUGCUUCCAAUAUAUACAUGUAACUAUGAA